Molecule: messenger RNA, 2932 nt
Organism: Poecile atricapillus (Black-capped chickadee)
Lineage: Eukaryota; Metazoa; Chordata; Aves; Passeriformes; Paridae
Gene: PTGR3
Product: prostaglandin reductase 3
Exons: 2
Coding region: 843-2072 (409 amino acids)
Cellular component (GO): mitochondrion
Molecular function (GO): oxidoreductase activity; zinc ion binding
Source: RefSeq, a predicted model, not a curated record
CGGGAAGAGCUUCGCCCGUUUAAAUCCCCUCUCGCGGCAGGCGCGGAGCCGCCGCCACCGUCUCGGGGUUGAUUCGUAGCACCUUGCGAGGAAGUGAAACGUUUCGCACGGAAGGGGCGGAGCGUCCGCCCGCGGGCAGCGGCUCCUCGGCGGCGGCUAAUAACAACAUUAGGAGAUUAGCUGCAACUUCUCCCCACUUCUCUAACCUUUCCCGGCCGAUAAUUUAACGUGCUUUCUUCUUACUCUUUUUUUAUUCCUCCUUUAUUUUUCCUUUUUUUUUUUUCUUUUUUUUUUUUUUUUUGGUAGGGAAAUACCCCCUUUUUGUAAACUAAAGAACGGGGUUGGGGGGGGGGGGUAAUCCGAGGCGUUUCUCUCUGUCCAUCUGUCUACCCUCCCUCUCCCCCUCCCCGUUUUUAAACCCCUUAGUCAGGUGUAGGGUACAAACUAAAAGCCACUACCACCAGCACCUCCUCCUUUAGGAGAUACUCCGGCCCGCCGCACACCUGCCUCGCUGGCAAGGCGGAGCAGGCAGGCAGGGGCAGGCGCUGGCGGGACGGGCGGCCGCGGGAGCGGGCCGGCCUCGCCCCUCGGUACUGCCCGCGGCGGCAGAAGACGAGCGGCUGCUACAGGGGGACCAUCUUGCCGCUGCUUCUCCGGCGGCAUUUCCGUGCGGCGGAGGGGCCGGCUGGGAGGGGAGGGAGAGCCUGCUGCACGGGGGUUCUGUUUACGUACACACAUAGCUGCGAGCGGGGAGUUUCUCCUGCCGGCGCGUCCUGCGAACUGCCUGGAGAAUCCCGAGCCGGAGCUCUCCCGAGCGGGGCGGGAGAGGACCGAGGCAGGGCAUGAGUUUUAGCGCGAAAAGCGGCGCUUUGCUGAGCUCCCGGGCAGCGCGGUGGUGGUGGCGGCAGCAGCCGUCCUGCGCCGCGGCGGCUCCCGCCUGGUCCUGCUUCGGUGGCAGCUGGUUGCGGCCCAUCCUGGACAUGUCCUACUCCCGUCACUUUCUGGAUUUCCAGGGCUCGUCCAUCCCCAGCUCCAUGAAGAAGCUGGUGGUGACUAAGCUGAGCCAAAACUUCAGGGAAGCGGUCACCCUGCAGCAGGACUCGCCCGUGCCACUCCCGGGAGACGGAGACCUCCUGGUCAGGAACAGAUUUGUCGGCAUUAAUGCAUCUGAUAUAAACUACUCAGCUGGUCGAUAUGACGCCUCAGUUAAACCCCCCUUUGAUAUAGGCUUUGAAGGUGUCGGUGAAGUGGUAGCAUUAGGACUCAGUGCUAGUGCAGAUUACACAGUGGGUCAAGCCGUGGCCUAUGUGAAAGCAGGUUCCUUUGCUGAAUACACAGUUGUGCCUGCCAGACAAGCAGUCCCUCUACCCUCAGUGAAACCUGAGUUCCUCACUUUAAUGGUAAGUGGUGCAACUGCAUACCUCAGUUUGAAAGAGCUGGGAGACUUGUCUGAAGGUGAGAAGGUUCUGGUGACAGCAGCGGCUGGAGGAACGGGCCAGUUUGCUGUGCAGCUUGCAAAGAAGGCAAAAUGCCAUGUAAUUGGAACCUGCUCCAGUGAUGAAAAGGGCGGCUUUCUGAAAUCCAUUGGCUGUGACCGUACCAUCAACUAUAAAACUGAAAAUGUCGAAGCUGUGCUUAGGAAGGACUACCCUGAAGGUGUGGAUGUGGUGUAUGAAUCUGUUGGGGGAAAGAUGUUUGACUUGGCUCUCAAUGCCUUGGCUAUCAAAGGGCGCCUGAUAGUUAUUGGGUUUAUCGCUGGCUACCAAAACCCCACUGGCCUCCAGCCCAUUAAAGCAGAAUUAUUGCCAGCAAAGCUAUUGAAGAAGUCUGCUAGCGUCCGGGGUUUCUUCUUGAACCAUUACCUUUCUGACUACAAAAUGGCUCUGCAGCAUUUGCUCAAGAUGUAUGAAAGAGGAGACCUGGUUUGUGAGGUGGACUUUGGAGACAUGUCUCCGGAGGGCAAGUUCACUGGCUUGGAAUCUGUAUUCCGUGCUGUAGAUUACAUGUACAUGGGAAAAAACAUUGGAAAAAUUGUAGUUGAAUUACCUCACUCUGUCAACAGUAAGCUGUAAAAACAGAACAAUGAUAUAAAUCAGAAGAGAGAAAAUGGGCACUUUAUGCUUCACAUUUACUAGAAACAAUUUCUAUUUUUACUCUUAAUAAUGGAUAUUAUAUUAAAAAACAGCAAUAAAGUGUUAAUAAAAAGGGGUGGGUUUUUUGGGAGGUGUUUGUUUUGUUUUGUUUGUUUUUAUUUUCUUAGUAGUGUUUAAAUCAGUGGCUGUAGCAGGGACAUAAUGGGCCUGUGUUUGAUACUGUCACUUAGGUUAGUGUGAGACAAGAACAUUGUUCUUGACAGAAUAAGUCUUGAUGCAGAGGCAGAUUUAGUGUGUCAGCCUGAUUUGAUAAGACUUCAUAUGUAGUUCAGCUCAGGAAAAAAAAAAUCUUUCAGCAAUUUUGAUUCCCUGUUUUAAAAAUAAAAUUGUUAGAACAAGAAUAAGUAAAGAGUUGUAUCUUUGGGUUGCUCUAUUAAUCUUUUGAAGUUUCUGGGAAAAAAAUGCUCUUGAUUUUUUGUCACAAACAUGAUAAUCAUAAUUCAGUUGCAUCAUGGAUCAUAGUAAUAUUUGUUGACUGGUUACACAGAUAAAUUUAUCCUCCAAUUCUGACGUGUCAGUAAUAUUAAGCAACUUGACUUUUUUUUUUUUUAAUCCUCUUUCAUAACUAUAAACAACUGUGCAAUUUUCUUUUAAGUCUUUAACUACAAGUUGCAAUAUAGUCUCAUUUUGUUGCCUUUUCAUUUUACACUGUUACUGUUUAUUGUCCAGCCUUCCCUAUAGUCAGUAUUUAAAGAUUAUUGGAAUGGGAUUUUGAGCCAUGUUCAUGUGCGUUCAGGCUCUGUGUAUUUUUUGAAGAUUAAAUAAAGUUUUAAAAGCUA